CACCCCCCCCCCCUCCUACACGGAAGAGGAUCACCUUUGUCCCACAUAACUUCACGUGGGAGGGAGCAGCUGCUGGGAGAGUCAGUCAGGGGGGCAAAGUCUUCCCUCAGGAACAGAGAGGACACAGAGGCACGAGAAUUCCAGCUCCCUUUGCUGCCCUCAGAGGAGAUGAAUCAGAAGAGAGCCGUGCUGUUCAACUUCUGGGGCGUGGUGGCCCCGUCCAGACCUCGUGGCCUCCUGCAGGAGCUGGAGGAGCUGCACCGGCUGCCGGGGGGCUUCCUGUCCGGAGUGGCGUCCCGGAUGGACGGCGCCAUGAGCCAUGCCGAGAGGGGCCAGGUGACCUUUUCUCAGAUGAUCCCAGCCUUCGAGGCGGAGUGCGUGGCGGAGUCCAGGGUCAAAGGUGUGACGCUGCCCUCUGAUUGGUCAUCCAGAGGCCUGCUGGAGAAGCUCAGAGAGGCCACGAUGGAAGUCCAACCGGCCGUGAUGAAGACGGCUGCCCGCCUGCGUCACAGUGGGUUACUGACGGCCGUCCUGGCCAAUCACUGGCUGGACGACGUCCCCGCCGGAGGCGGUCCGGCCCGCCUUCUGUCUCUGCUCGGCGCCCACUUUGACCUGGUCCUCCAGUCCUGUCGCUCAGGCCACAGGGUCCCAGAGCCUGCCAUGUUCCGCUCCGCGCUGCAGCAGCUGGGAGUGACAUCACAACAGGCCGUGUGGAUGGAUGCGGACGGGGAUGGCGUGAAGGCCGCGGAGGGAGUCGGGAUGACCGCCAUCUUGGUGGAAGACCUGGACGACGCUCUGAAGAAACUGGCCAACCUCACCGGAGUUCAGGCUGUUGGAGCAGAGAGUCCGCCCCCCCCCUGCUGCCCCGAAGACGUGGCACAUGGAUACGUCACCAUCAGGCCCGGAGUGAGGACUCACUACGUGGAGAUGGGCUCGGGUCCACCGGUGGUUCUGUGUCACGGCUUCCCUGAGAGCUGGUUCUCCUGGAGGUACCAGAUCCCCGCCGUGGCUGCAGCAGGGUUCAGGGUGCUGGCUCUGGACAUGAAGGGCUACGGCGGCUCCACGGCGCCACCUGACAUCGAGGAGUAUUCUCAGGAGCAGCUCUGCAAGGAUUUGAUAACAUUUCUGGAUAAAAUGGCGAUACCUCAGGUCACCCUGGUGGGUCACGACUGGGGCGGCGCCCUGGUGUGGACCAUGGCUCAGUAUUUCCCUGAGAGAGUCAGGGCUGCAGCCUCUCUGAACACUCCUCUGUUCCCCGUGGAUCCGUCUGUGAGUCCUGCAGAGAAGCUGAAGGCGGUUCCCAUCUUUGACUAUCAGCUGUACUUCCAGAAGCCAGGCGUAGCUGAGGCCGAGCUGGAGAAGGACCUGGAGAGGACCUUCAACAUCAUGUUCUUUAGCAGUGCUGAAGUGGAGAAGCGCCCUGCUCUUAGCACCGCGGGGGUCUGCGCCCGAGGUGGGCUCUUUGUGGGUCUGCCUGAGCAGAUUCCCCGCGGCUGCAUGCUGACGGAGGCCGACCUGCGUUACUACGUCAGCCAGUACCGAGAGCAAGGCUUCAGGCGGCCGCUGAACUGGUACCGCAACGGGGAGGAGAACUGGAGGUGGAUGUGCUCCCGCCCCCCCGCAAAGAUGCUCAUGCCGGCGCUGAUGGUGACCUCGGGUAAAGACCCGGUGCUGCUGCCGGCCUUCUCCAAGGGAAUGGAGGACCUGAUCCCGCACCUGAGCCGAGGACACAUCGAGGAGUGCGGGCACUGGACCCAGAUGGAGAGGCCGGCGGAGACCAACCGCAUCCUGGUCUCGUGGCUCAAAGAGACGCUGAAGGGGGGCGGAGGGGUCACCAUGGCGCCCAAGCUGUGAGGGGGGGGGCACGAUGACACCAAGGGGCAUAUUAGCCCGAAUGAAUCACAAGGACAUUUUCUAAACACUUCUCGGCUCUCUUCAGGACCUCGACUAGGAGCUUUCUCUAUUCUUUAUUAGUUCUGGUGUGUAUUAGACCUGUUAUUCAUUCACAUUGUUGUGCUACAAACAAUGCGCUUUAAUAAAUGACAUUAAUUCAUUAAA
This is a messenger RNA of Pungitius pungitius (ninespine stickleback), 2058 nucleotides long. RefSeq names its product epoxide hydrolase 2, cytoplasmic (gene ephx2). Gene Ontology annotation, biological process: phospholipid dephosphorylation; cholesterol homeostasis. Gene Ontology annotation, molecular function: magnesium ion binding; lipid phosphatase activity. The record is from RefSeq and is a predicted model, not a curated record. The transcript has 18 exons. The annotation marks the transcript as partial. NCBI's taxonomy places the organism in Eukaryota, Metazoa, Chordata, Actinopteri, Perciformes, Gasterosteidae. Gene Ontology annotation, cellular component: peroxisome.